Messenger RNA from Metarhizium robertsii ARSEF 23, 684 nucleotides. RefSeq lists its product as uncharacterized. The record is from RefSeq and is a predicted model, not a curated record. The transcript has 3 exons. The coding region runs from base 1 to 684 and encodes 227 amino acids. NCBI's taxonomy places the organism in Eukaryota, Fungi, Ascomycota, Sordariomycetes, Hypocreales, Clavicipitaceae.
AUGACCACCUUGACCCCGCGAAAGAAUCCAUUACGGGCUUGCCAUCAGGGUAUUGCUUUUGUUAACGACGAACCGACAUGUCGGCACAAGAAGCGCAUGGUUCGGAUACCAAAAGGGUCGGGGAGACGGGUCAUGCGAAAGGUACUUGUACUUCGACGAGGUAGACAAGGUGAAACCGCUCCGAACGCCAUACAAGCAACAAAGCAUCACUCAGUUUCUCCAACUGCCCACGCCAUCUACAGACGGACGAUCUGGGUCGUACCUCGCAAAAUCCGAUGGCCAAGACAGCGAGACCGAUCCAACUCGCCCAGCCGCAAACCCCACCAGACGAACCGCUCCUUCCGCCGGCAGGAAACAGCGGUUGCAUCAAGGUCCAUCACAAUCGACAGAAAGAGACCAAUAUCACCCGAUACACAAGAGAACUCGCCUUUGAAGAAACAUCAGUCUGGACUUCAAUCCGCCAAAGAUCCUGCUGUUCGACUUCUCUUCCCACCCACUCCCUACAAGCGGGCGGCGAAUGAAUCCCAUACCGAUGAAAAUGACCCAAGCUACUUUGCAGGUGAAGAUAAAUUCGGCAAGAAGUCUUCCGAUGCAUCGAGCCAGACCAGCAACGGUGGCUCCAGAACCUCUCCUCGUGGUGUUGCUAGGGUGCCACUUGGUAACGCCGACAUCAACCGAGUUUAG